ACCCCUAAACUUUACACUUUUAUUCCUUGCGACCUUUAAACUAUUUUCGUAUUCUAUCUGACCUCUCUUCUUUUUUAUUUGUUGCAUUUGACCCCUCUUUGCAUCAUUUUUUAUUUAUUAGACCCUUAUCGGUACACCGUGGCAUUGCGCGUGAGAACACUCUUUUCAGGGCAAGUGGAACAGUUUAUUUGCUGACAUGGAAAACCUUUACAUUUUUUCAAUAAUUACAUCCAUAAAUACACACCCAAAUGAAAUCAUUAACUCCCAAUUCGAAUCCCUAAUUUUUAAUUCCCCCAAUUCUCUUCUUCUUCUAUUUGUCUUACUGAUUUCCUCCCCAUUUAUCUAAUUUUCUUCUUGUUCAUCUCUUUCCGGCUGAGAUGGAAGCUAUGUGCGAAGGUAAGUUCCCACUUUGCCGCUGUCACAAAGUUGCAAGCUUGAAGACUGCUUGGACCAAUGCGAAUCCAGGGAGACGUUUCCUAGGGUGUGGUCGAUAUGGGAUGCCUGGGGCUUGCAAUUUCUUUGAUUGGUUUGAUGAUCCUGCUGAUGAGCAGUACAAGCGUGUGAUUGUGGGGCUGUUAAGAAGGGUCAGAGAGCAUGAACUGGAAGCAGAAAAACAAAAGGAAAAGAAGCAGAAGAAGAAUGUGUUUGUUGUAAUACUGGUGUUGUUUAUUCUCUUUUUGGGUUUUAAGAUGAAUUAGUGUGUAGUUGUAUGGUCUUUGUGCUUAGAUUGUAUCUGAAAUCUAUCAAUGUAACCGUUUCUAAAUUAAUGAAGUGCAAGUGCAAUUUUCUAUA
Molecule: messenger RNA, 792 nt
Organism: Mercurialis annua (annual mercury)
Lineage: Eukaryota; Viridiplantae; Streptophyta; Magnoliopsida; Malpighiales; Euphorbiaceae
Exons: 2
Coding region: 378-698 (106 amino acids)
Molecular function (GO): zinc ion binding
Source: RefSeq, a predicted model, not a curated record